UUGGACAAAGAACGUAAAGCUGUGUGGAUAUGUCAUGCAUGUAAAAAUCGUCAACCUAAGAGUGAUAACCAGAACACUCCCAUUCGCGGCAACACAAUGUACUCAGAAGGCUGUAUGGAGAAGGAGACAGAAGAAUUGGCAAGUAAUUUAAAUGUAAAAGUGCGCGCCAAGUCUAACAGGCGGGAGGUCAGCCCACUACCAGCAACUUUAGAAAAAAUCGGCGACUUACUUGAUAAUAAAUUAUCGGACACAUCACCAAUUUUUCGCAAAUUACGAUUAACUAUUCUGGAGGAUAUCAAAGCAAUAAUAUCUCAGGAGAUUAAUUUAGCCCUCAAUGACUUCAAAAACGAGCUGACGCAAGCUACUGACUUUUUAGCUACUGAACAGGCGGAUUUGAAAGUAAAGGUAGAACAAAAAUACAAAGAAAUUAAAGAUUUACAGACUCAGACUUUAAAACUUAAAAAAGAAGUUUAUACCCUCAAUGGUCGACUGUCUACCAUUGAAAAAAUCUCUAGAGACAAUAACUUGGAAAUUAACGGCAUACAGGAAAAAGCCAGCGAGGAUCUGUUUGGAUUAUUUCACACCAUUUGCAACACAAUUAACUCGCCGAUUGCGGACAGCGACAUUCGUGCCUGUCGCCGUGUGGCUAAGAUGGAUCAAGCUGCUGUUCGAAUUCGAGCUGUUCCGUAUUAG
Parnassius apollo (apollo) is the source of this 693-nucleotide messenger RNA. Lineage: Eukaryota; Metazoa; Arthropoda; Insecta; Lepidoptera; Papilionidae. The record is from the annotation of a GenBank genome assembly.